UAUAGAUCGGUACCACUAUAUACUAGCAUUCUCUCUAUAAAACUUUCCGCAGAGAUUCACUACAUGGCUCCUCGACCCGACUUCUCCCAAAAGCCCUCAGGGCGACUCUACUUCCUCGAUGUCGGCAUCACAACUCCAGAGAUCAACGGGCGUCUCCUAACCUGCAAGCCCGAUGGGUCCGAUCUCCGCGAACUGAUCACCCAUAUCAACACCAUGCCGGACGGUAUCGCCAUCGACACGGACCGCCAACAUAUUUACUGGACAAACAUGGGGGUUCCAUCUGCAGACGACGGGUCUAUCCAGCGCUGCGAUUUGUCCGGAAACAACAUCGUGACCAUCAUUCCCAAGGGAUACACGCACACUCCGAAGCAGUUGACCAUUGCCUCACAGUCCCAGAAGCUGUACUGGUCCGAUCGCGAAGGCAAAAGGGUCAUGCGGGCGAGUCUGGACGGGAGUGAGAUCGAGGUGCUGUAUCGAGCUGCUUCGAGUGACGACACUGGUAGACCGCCUGUUUACGACUGGUGCGUGGGCAUCGCGGUGGACGAGGAAUCUCAGAAAAUCUACUGGACACAGAAAGGACCAUCGAAAGGGAACCAGGGCCGGAUCUUUCGCAUGGGGCUUGAGAUGAGACAGGGGGAGUCGGCGGAGAGGAGGACAGAUGUUGAGUGUCUUAGGGAUGGUCUUCCAGAGCCCAUUGACUUGGAGUUGAACCACGCUUCGCGCACGCUCUAUUGGACGGAUCGAGGAGAUCCGCCGCGCGGUAACACGGUCAAUUCGAUGAGUCUUGUAGAUGGGCUUGAGAGCAAACUGGAGUCGAAGAUUCUGGUGCGUAAGCUUCAUGAAGGGAUUGGGAUUGCUUUGGACUUGAAGAAUGGUCGCAUGUUCUUCGCGGAUCUGGGCGGUUCGUUAUACAGUGCUAACCUGGACGGGUCAUGCAAAAGUACCAUCUUGUCUGAUGUUGGGGGGGCCAUCACUGGGGUGGCGUAUGUUGAAGAAUAGAGGAGUAUACCC
Messenger RNA from Aspergillus steynii IBT 23096, 1011 nucleotides. RefSeq names its product YWTD domain-containing protein. The transcript has a single exon. The record is from RefSeq and is a predicted model, not a curated record. NCBI's taxonomy places the organism in Eukaryota, Fungi, Ascomycota, Eurotiomycetes, Eurotiales, Aspergillaceae. Bases 64 to 999 code for a protein of 311 amino acids.